This is a messenger RNA of Cucumis sativus (cucumber), 2871 nucleotides long. RefSeq lists its product as uncharacterized. Gene Ontology annotation, biological process: lipid metabolic process. NCBI's taxonomy places the organism in Eukaryota, Viridiplantae, Streptophyta, Magnoliopsida, Cucurbitales, Cucurbitaceae. The coding region runs from base 396 to 2000 and encodes 534 amino acids. The transcript is spliced from 9 exons. The record is from RefSeq and is a predicted model, not a curated record.
UUCUCUCCUGUUCUCAUUUCCUAAUUAAUGUCUUUCUCAAACAAUCCUCUAAUUUAAUGAAAAUGAAAACCAUUUGGGAAAUUGUCCCAUCAGCUCUAAAAGAUUACGGUUCCGUUCGGUAGCAAAACCGCCAACGAUCUGCUACAAUCUCUCCACCGCCGACCAAAGUUUCUUUCCCAAAACCCUCCGCCGCCGUUAUGGCUACUGGAACUGCAAGGCGCAUUCUUCUUCACAACUUCCGUGUCCAUUUACUGGAGUUGAAUGUGAAUGAACCUGAGCCGGUAGCCUAACUUAAAGCUAAUGAGGGGGGAUGGAAAUGAACUUUGGCAUGGCUAACCUUUUACUCAUGAUCUAGUAUGGAAAAUCAAGGGAUUUAAUUCUCAUGAUCUACAUUGAUGAACGAGUUUGAUUAUGCCAGAAGUUUUCUCAGGAAACAGGAGUGGCAGGCAAGAUCUGUAACUGUGAAUAAUGUUCUUAUGCAUUUUCAGAGAUCAAAAGUAGAUAAGGUGGAAAAUGAUGCGAAUAAAGAAGGUGAAGUUUUACGUGAAGUUUCUUUAAGGUCAGAAAUGGGAAAGAAUAGCACAAUAGAUUGUAAGCGUACUGAGUAUGUUGAAGAUACAACUGAUAGUAACUGGAGGUCUGAGCUUGCUUGGUUGACAAAAGCUCUCGAACCAGCUUUGCAAUUGUAUAAGUGGGCACUGUCAUCAGGGGACGGAAAUCCACAUAGAAGUCGUUCUGUUUCAGAAAUCAUUGCGAGUAUCCAGCGGAGUAAGACAGGAAUCCAGGAUUGGAGCUUGAGUGAUCUUACAAUUGGAUUAUGCCUUAUAUAUCUCCGUCAAGCUUCAACAAAUCCGUUGGAGGAUCUUAAGGGUGUCCAGAUCUCUUCAAAUGCGACUGUCGAAGAUCUUAUCUACUUCGUUGAACUAGCUGAGGGUUCUUAUAAAAAUUCGACAGCUAUGCUUGCGAAAACCACCAUGCUUAGAGAGUGCAACAUAUUGAAGUUUGUUAAAAAUUCCAGUGUUAUGAGGCCUGGUUAUUAUAUAGGGGUUGAUACAAGAAAGAAACUUGUAAUCUUUGGAAUUCGAGGAACGCAUACAGUAUAUGAUCUCAUCACUGAUAUUAUUACAACAAGUGAUAGAGAUGUGACAUUUGAAGGAUAUUCUACGCACUUCGGCACAUCUGAAUCUGCUCGGUGGUUUCUUCAGAAUGAGAUCGGAAUGAUAAGAAGAUGCUUGGAGAAAUAUCAGGGUUUUAGGUUAAGGCUGGUGGGUCAUUCCCUUGGUGGAGCUAUAGCUUCGUUGCUAGCUGUAAUGCUUCGUAAGAAGUCAAAAAAGGAGCUUGGAUUUAGCCCUGAUAUUGUUUCUGCCAUUGGAUUUGCAACACCUCCUUGUGUUUCAAGGAAACUUGCUGAGAGCUGUGCUGACUAUGUUACCACCGUUGUGAUGCAGGAUGAUGUUAUCCCUAAACUAAGUGUAGCUUCUCUAACAAGGCUAAGGAUUGAAAUUCUGCAAACUGAUUGGAUGAGUUUGAUAGAUAAAGAAGACUGGAAAAGUAUCAUUGGCUUGGUCACAAAUGCAAAGCAGGUAGUUACAUCAGUACAAGAUGUUGCUCAAAAACUUGCUGAUUAUGCCAAGUUCACAAGCAAGAAAAAAUCUGAUGAUAACAAUAAAAAAGAGUCAGAUGUGGCCUCUGGAUCUCCUCGGUCACACGCUACCACUUCACUGCAGAGGGCUACCGCUGCUCAAAUCAAAGCUGCAAGAUGUAAAAUUUCGGAUGAACUAUUCAUACCAGGGACAGUGUAUUAUCUGAAGAGGCAUGUGGAAAGUACUCCAGAAUACUUCUCUCUGUGGAAGCGGCAUCCUGAUGAACAUUUCCAGCAAAUAGUGCUCUCAAACAUCAUUCUUUCGGAUCAUAAAUGUGAUAGCCACUACUAUGCUUUGAGGGAUGUACUUAAAGGCCUACCAAUACCAUCAUGCAGCAAUGAAGGUAUUCUCCCAUAAACUUCUAUACCACUUGUAGCAGUAGCCUAAAAGAAGUAUUUCAACAGAAAUAACAAAUCAAAAUAGUCACACAGAGAAUAAAUGAGAUAGAUGAAAGGAGAAAUGUUUUUUUUUCCGCCAUUCGGAGGUUUUUUUGUCAACUCCGUUGGUCGGUGUGUAUCCCAGUUUCUCCGUGUAGUUUUCAGUCAUUCAUUGAAAAGUUUAGGGCCUACAACACUAGCAUUUAUACUUCUUAAUUUGUCUACAUUUUUAGUGUGUUUUCAAAAUUCAAACUAACAAAAACGUAGUUCUUGUUUUUAGAAUUUAGCUAAAAUUUUCAACUGUUUAGUCCAUCCAAUUGUGAGUAAUAUAAUAUUUCUUUUCCUAAGUCCGAGACUAAGUUCCUCCAAAAAAAAAAAAAAAUCCUAAGAGGAAGAGUUUCAAAGUGUCUCAAGACUUGCUGAGAAUGUUCUUAUCAAACCAGAUUCCUACCCUCCCAAAGUUGAUAAACAUACACCAAUGUGUUUUCUAGGUUAUUUUAUAACUGAAGUAAUAAUUUUUAGCUCCUUGUAAAUUGGCACAUUUGGCUCGACUUUCUAAGUAGUUGUUGGGACGGAGAGUAGUUUUAAGUGGAAAAAAAGUGUUUUUUUAGCACCUGAGAAGUUAAGGCAAACAUACCCUCGUAGCUUUGUUACAUCUUAGCCUCUAGAUUUUAGUGUAAGAUGAUUUUUUACGUAAUUUGAACCAAGUUAAUUCAUAAACUUGAUUAUAUAACCAUUUCGUUCUUAUUCUUUAAAAUUCCAAUCAAGGUGCAGUGAUGUAAUUUUGUCCUCGUAGUUUGUGAACACAUUUGAUUUUUAAGUGGUAUUGAUAUCUAUAUUUAUAUGAUCAA